AUGUUCUCAUACGUAGUCAAACGGUUUUCGUACCUACAGCAAUCGCUCCUACACUUCAUAUUACAGCCGUUCGGCUUUUUCUCCCGCAUAAUUUCCUUCAUUGAGAAGCUCACAUGUGCAAAGAAAUGCCCGAGCGAUCUCGAGUCCAAUAUCCCUUUCGACAUCCGAGCAGGCCCUUCAACAUGUGAAACCUACACCGUGUGCUUACAACCUCAGUAUGACCUUGAUAUAUUAGGCGUUGGGGCUUCUGGACAAGUCUACAAUGUCAGCGACCAAAUUGUUCUCAAGGCUUGUCGGAUUUUCGCACCACCUAGCAGUGAUUCCUCUCGAAGAGACCUUUGGCAUUAUGCUUCGGACACACUAUUUCAUUUCAAUUUAUUGAAAGACGAACGAACCGUCUUGCAGCAGCUGCAAAAUAAACCACAUCCUCACAUAAUGAAAGCCAUCGAUACUGGUCAUCGAGAAGGAUUAUAUCUCCGCAAAUAUCGACAACUACCCGCGGAAGUAAAAGCAACGCAAGCUCGCCGGAUUAGAUUAUACCGCGAUAUCGCGGAUGCUUUAUGCCACCUCCACAGUCUUGGUAUUGUUCACGCGGAUGUAAGAGUUGAUAAUGUGCUUUUUGAUGAUCAGUUUUCAGCUAUCCUUUGUGAUUUCAGCGCUGCCAGCCCUUGUGGCCAACCCAAUCUGGUCUUUCCAGAUCUCCCACUUCCUAUCAAUGGCCCCUCGCCGAUCUUGACCGAGGCAUCCGAUAUGUUUGCACUAGCCUCACUCAUAUUUCAGAUGGAGCACGGAUUCGCCCCUGGCCUAUCACUUGAGAAUGGGAGACUAGCUCUGCCUGAAUUAACAUCGGGGAACCAAGGCAUUGACGAAGUUAUACAAAUGGCCUGGCUUGGAAAUUACAGCCGCACGUCAGAUAUGCUACAUCAACUAGCUUUCAUUGAUUCCCAGAUGAAUGAAUAUGCUGAAAGCACUGAGGUACCCUCUGAUCUUGAAGACUUGAAUCUUCAAAUCUUGGACUGGAAAAAACACCGGAUUUGUAAUUUUGGAUGCGUCCUCGAAGGGAUUCUUUCAGAGGAGCAAUUGAAAGUCCUGGCUGAACGACACGAUAUGGAUCCAGAUGCAGAUCUACGAUUCACUCAUUACAUCUUGCCCUAA
Messenger RNA from Penicillium verhagenii, 1155 nucleotides. RefSeq lists its product as uncharacterized. Gene Ontology annotation, cellular component: nucleus. Gene Ontology annotation, biological process: mitotic DNA damage checkpoint signaling; protein phosphorylation. The transcript has 2 exons. The coding region runs from base 1 to 1155 and encodes 384 amino acids. Gene Ontology annotation, molecular function: protein serine/threonine kinase activity; ATP binding. The record is from RefSeq and is a predicted model, not a curated record. NCBI's taxonomy places the organism in Eukaryota, Fungi, Ascomycota, Eurotiomycetes, Eurotiales, Aspergillaceae.